UUAAGAGUAGCUGGACUGGAAGUCUCUAUGGCCUUCCCACUGGAGGCUGGCAUUCUGGAGGACAGCUGGGACUCGGUUUUUUCUGCAAUACAGUGGAUACAAUUUGUCAUGGCUACUCUGAGUGUUAUAGGUUCAAGUUCACUCAUUGCCUAUGCUGUAUUCCAGAAUAUACAGAAAUCUCCAGAGAUAAGGCCACUCUUUUAUCUGAGCUUCUGUGACCUGCUUCUGGGAAUUUGCUGGCUCACUGAGGCACUUCUCUAUGGAACUUCAGCAGCCAGUAAGGACAUCAUCUGCUAUAACCUGCAAGCAGUUGGACAGAUAUUCUACAUUUCCUCAUUUCUCUACACUGUCAAUUACAUCUGGUAUCUGUACAGAGAGCUGAGGAUGAAAUACAACCAGAGUGGACAGAGCACAUCUCCAUUGGUGAUAGAUUAUACUUGUCAAGUUGGUCAAAUAGCCUUCAUUUUGUCAAGCCUGAUACCUCUACUGUUGAUGACACCUGUAUUCUGUCUGGGCAAUACCAGUGAAUGUUUCCAUAACUUCAGCCAGAGCCACAGGUGUAUCCUGAUGCACUCGCCACCAUCAGCCAUGGUUGAACUCCUGCCUUCUGCCAACAUAUCUGUCUGUAGCACACUUUAUUUUUAUGGCAUCAUCAUUUUCCUGACCAGCUUUCUACUCAGUCUCCUCACCAUUGUGGUCUUACUCAUCCAAGCCCAGACAUUGUAUAAGAAGUUUGUGAAAUCAACUGGCUUUCUGGGAAGUGAACAGUGGGCUGUGAUUCACAUUGUGGAGCAGAGAGUACGCUUCUACCCAGUGGCCUUCUUUUGCUGCUGGGGUCCAGCUAUCAUUCUGAUCACCAUAAAGCUGACCAAGCCACAGGACACCAAGCUUCACAUGGCCCUCUAUGUUCUCCAGGCUCUAACAGCAGCAUCUCAGGGUCUGCUCAACUGUGGAAUAUAUGCCUGGACAGAGCACAAGUUCCACCAACUAAAGCAAGAGGCUCGACGUGAUGCAGACACCCAGACACCAUUAUUAUGCUCGCAGAAGAGAUUCUAUAGCAGGGGCCCAGUUCAACUGGAGUCUACUCUUGCUUUUGCUACCAGCACCUCCACCAUUCUUUGAAACUACAAUACAGGUUGAGCAUCCCUAAUCUGAAAAUACAAAAUCAAAAAUCUGAAACUUUUUGAGCACCAACACGAUGCCACAAGUGGAAAAUUCCACACCUGCCAUUUUGAAUUUCAGAUUAGAGAUGCUCAGCAGGUAUUCUGGUGAUGCUACUGUGCUGCUUAGUUAGCCUGUACAUUAAUUUUUCACUGCAUUAAUGGUAUGUCAUAUUUUUUACUGUUAAAUACUUAUAUGUGAAUAAGUGUAAGAACAUGAUUGCUUAUCAGUAGCAUAUAAAUCAGAGUCAGGAAUAAUGAUGGUGCCAGACAACCAUAGAUUGUUCACAUGGGUGGCUGAGAUAGUGAUACCUUUGCUUUCAAUGUACACAAACUUUGUCUUAUGCACAAAAUUAUUUAAAAUAUUGUAUAAAAUUACCUUCAGACUAUGAAUACAAGAUGUA
Messenger RNA from Galeopterus variegatus (Sunda flying lemur), 1564 nucleotides. It is a transcript of the gene TMEM116, whose product is annotated as transmembrane protein 116. The transcript has 11 exons. NCBI's taxonomy places the organism in Eukaryota, Metazoa, Chordata, Mammalia, Dermoptera, Cynocephalidae. Bases 28 to 1122 code for a protein of 364 amino acids. Gene Ontology annotation, molecular function: G protein-coupled receptor activity. Gene Ontology annotation, cellular component: plasma membrane. Gene Ontology annotation, biological process: adenylate cyclase-activating G protein-coupled receptor signaling pathway. The record is from RefSeq and is a predicted model, not a curated record.